AUGGCCGACUUUCCCGUCUCCGGUAAAUUCCCGCUAGGUGGCGUGGAGGAAUUGGACAGAACAUCAGCCCGGGGAGAUCGCCUCCGUGGCCUAGUGGACAGAGCAUCUGCACGGGAGGAUCGCCUCCGUGAUCUAGUGGAGAGAGCAUCUGCACGGGAGGAUCACCUCCGUGAUCUAGUGGAGAGAGCAUCUGCCCGGGGAGAUCGCCUCCGUGGUCUAGUGGACAGAGCAUCUGCCCGGGGAGAUCGCCUCCGGGGUCUAGUGGACAGUGCAUCUGCCCGGGGAGAUCGCCUCCGUGGUCUAGUGGAGAGAGCAUCAGCCCGGGGAGAUCGCCUCCGUGUGGAUAGAGCAUCUGCCCGGGAAGAUCGCCUCAGUGGUCUAGUGGACAGUGCAUCUGCCCGGGAAGAUCGCCUCAGUGGUCUAGUGGACAGUGCAUCUGCCCGGGAAGAUCGCCUCAGUGGUCUAGUGGACAGUGCAUCUGCCCGGGAAGAUCGCCUCAGUGGUCUAGUGGACAGUGCAUCUGCCCGGGGAGAUCGCCUCCGUGGUCUAGUGGACAGUGCAUCUGCCCGGGAAGAUCGCCUCCGUGGUCAAUGGACAGUGCAUCUGCCCGGAGACCCCCUCCGUGGUCUAGUGGAUAGAACAUCUGCGCAAGAAGACCCCCUCCGUGGUCUAGUGGACAGUGCAUCUGCCCGGGAAGAUCGCCACCGUGGUCUAGUGGACAGUGUAUCUGCCCGGGAAGAUCGCCACCGUGGUCUAGUGGACAGUCCAUCUGCCCGGGAAGAUCGCCUCCGUGGUCUAGUGGACAGUGCAUCUGCCCGGGAAGAUCGCCUCCGUGGUCAAUGGAUAGAACAUCUGCGCAAGAAGACCCUCCGUGGUCUAGUGGACAGUGCAUCUGCCCGGGAAGAUCGCCACCGUGGUCUAGUGGACAGUGUAUCUGCCCGGGAAGAUCGCCACCGUGGUCUAGUGGACAGUCCAUCUGCCCGGGAAGAUCGCCUCCGUGGUCUAGUGGACAGUGCAUCAGCCCGGGAAGACCCCCUCCGUGGUCUAGUGGAUAGAACAUCUGCCCGGGAAGACCACCUCCAUUGUCUAGUGGAUAGAACAUCUGCCCGGGAAGACCACCUCCGUGGUCUAGUGGAAAGGGCAUCUACCCGGGAAGACCGCCUCCGUGGUCUAGUGGAUAGAGCGUGUGCUGGGUUACGUUGA
Messenger RNA from Haliotis rubra (blacklip abalone), 1203 nucleotides. Its product is annotated as cingulin-like. NCBI's taxonomy places the organism in Eukaryota, Metazoa, Mollusca, Gastropoda, Lepetellida, Haliotidae. The coding region runs from base 1 to 1203 and encodes 400 amino acids. The transcript is spliced from 5 exons. The record is from RefSeq and is a predicted model, not a curated record.